Molecule: messenger RNA, 1779 nt
Organism: Didymosphaeria variabile
Lineage: Eukaryota; Fungi; Ascomycota; Dothideomycetes; Pleosporales; Didymosphaeriaceae
Exons: 1
Coding region: 1-1779 (592 amino acids)
Source: RefSeq, a predicted model, not a curated record
AUGUCCGCUUUCCAGCAGCUUCCGGAUAUUCAAGAGCGCAACCAAACGAAGAUAACAGAGAUCUGGGCAAAGAUUAUUGCCACGGGUCUCAACCAUGUUCUCCAGAAUCUACCUCCAGUUGAUGACUACGACAUUACCCUUGAAGGUGUUGCUCCGGCGCUGAACAUCGGCUGUGUAUGGCCGCAGGCUACUUACGCUGGGGAUUGCACAUUACACCUCAAUUCAGUCCCUCGGACGUACCCAGACUAUUCUCGCAACCAUUCGCGUCCCCGUCACGACUGGGUAGCAGGAAUGGAUCAUGAGAAUAUAAGGAAGAAGGGGGUCUUCGCCUGGCAUCCGGAGCUUUACAAUGGGCUGUUCGAGAGGCCAAUGAACCGACGAACUGCUGCGCUUUUGCAAUACUACAUCUUACAGUGGGCGGCCAAUACUCUAGUAUCAUUUAGGUUCUCUGGAGACAUUGAUGUGGAUGCUCUAUGCGAAGCUUUGGAAAUGCUAGGAGAGACCGAGGAGUUCAAGGCUAGGGCUCCGGAGAUUGGGCAACAACAACCCACGGAACAACCAUUCACAGAACAACAACUAAUGGGACAACAAUUCAUGGAACAAGAACUCACGAGAACCUCACCAACAAAUGGCCUCAUGGCAUCCGACCAGGAUAACAAUCGCGACGCUAACAGGAGAUCUGUCCGGGCUAUCCUGAACGAGAUUAGAACAUCAGUCCCUGCUGUCGAUACAUUGCCUACAUUACAAGACUUGAAUCUCAAGUUCGAACCGCACGACAAGGACGAACGCUUUUACCUACCUUUUCGCCUCUACAUUGGGAAAUCGAAGGGAGCAACUAACCGUUGCGAGGCAUGGAUGUACAUGACUUACCCCCAAGGAAAGAAGCAAGGAGUCGUUCAACCAUGCGAAAUGAAUUUAACAAAUGCCAACGGCGAGGUGGUCGGUAGCCGCACUCUAGCUACGGGAUGGUCUCCCGACUUGGGUGAACUCAACUUGGCCGAACCCUUCAAAGCUACCAAAGGAUCCGAGAAAGGCAGCAACUACCUCCCUCUAACGUACGUGACACAAUACUGCUUCCUGUUGAAGUACGAAGAGGAAGGAGUACCAAUCAAUAAGAGUCUUAUCGUGAUCAACCAGACUUUCAAGCGGUAUCUUGAAAACGGGGUGAAAUUCUAUCAACAGAGCGUUAAGUCCAAGCCCACCAAGAGCCAAGCCAAGCCCAAAGCCGUACCCAAAAUCAGGCUAGGUGGACAGAAAGCUACUAGGGCAACUCGACAGCAGAGGGUCAACUACGAAGAGGCACCAGACGUAGGGGCGGACGAGGAGGAGAAUUAUUCCUACACGCCUUCAGCCACCGCAAGGAUCCUUCGUGAGAGGAACAAAGAAAAGUCGUCAAAAGGAAAACAUGCUAUCAGUCCACCAAACCUCUCUUCAGCGAACAAUGAAGCACCAUCAGCCGCAGCCUCCGCCGACGAGACACAAGAAUCAAUCCAUACGCUUCACACCGCCGACGAAUUAAACCUACGAGAAACCCAGCUACAAAACCGCCUUUCCUACAGCCUUACCUCGGUGCACAAAAGCUACCUUCACUGGAACAACGUUCGAGAAACUAUUCCCGAGGAGGUACUGGACGAAUUAUACGAGGAACUCCCGCUCCUCAAGCUGGCAGAGCAGAACCUCAGCAAUGAGAUAGAGAAGCAGAUACAGACCUGGAAUGGGGUUCAGGAUGUGCUGAGUCGGAUGGAGGAGCUUGGGUUGGAAUCGCAGUGGCAGGGUUGA